CCUACCAACUUCCAAAGUCCUUUAUUCUUUAUAGAGUACCGCAUCUAACCAACCCAGACAAUGACACCACGACUUCUCCGCAUCGCAAUCCUCGAGUGUGAUACCCCGCCCCCCGGCGUCCAAAAAACUCACGGCACCUAUGGCGGCCUCUUCACAUCUCUCCUCCACGACGCAGCAUCCUCUCUCAGUCCUCCCCUCCCCGGAUCCGACCUCAUCAUCUCGGCCUACGAUGUCGUGAAGGAGAUAUACCCCCCCUCACUCGACGACUUCGACGGCAUCCUGAUGACCGGCUCGAAGCACAACUCCUUCGAGAGCGACCCCUGGAUCCUCAAGCUCGUUGAGUACACGAAGAAGGUCCUGGCUCAGGAUAAGGUGCGGAUGGUUGGCGUCUGUUUUGGGCAUCAGAUCGUGGGGCGUGCGCUUGGCGCGCCGGUGGGCCGUAGUGAGAAGGGUUGGGAGCUUAGUGUUACGGAUUUAACACUCACGCCGGCGGGGAAGGAGAUAUUUGGACAGGAGAAACUGGCAAUUCACCAGCUACAUCGCGAUGUAGUCGCCGCCUACCCCGAGGGGGUCGAACCGCUUGCACAUACCGACCGGUGCGUCAACCAUGCGAUGUAUAUACCACGCCGUGUAAUUACUAUUCAAGGGCACCCAGAGUACACAGGCGGGAUCCUUGGGGAGAUACUGGUAGCCCGCAACGCGAGCGGCAUAAUUGACGACGUGUCGUUCAAAGAUGCGAUGGCGAGAUUGGAAAAUAAGCAAGACGGUGUAUUGGUGGCGAGGGCGUUCUUGAGAUUUUUGCUAGAAUGAAUGACGAGGGGUUUGAGGAGAGAGUAUAAGUUAAAUGUUGGCGAAGCAUACAUAGCGUUGCAGUUGAUAUCUACUGUAGAUAAUAGAAAUUAGAGCGUCACUCAGCUUCGAAUUAAGUCUUGAAACCAGA
Molecule: messenger RNA, 940 nt
Organism: Pseudogymnoascus destructans
Lineage: Eukaryota; Fungi; Ascomycota; Leotiomycetes; Thelebolales; Thelebolaceae
Exons: 2
Coding region: 61-810 (249 amino acids)
Cellular component (GO): nucleus; cytosol
Source: RefSeq, a predicted model, not a curated record